AUUUAUUACAAACAAAAUCCGUCAAUUUCAAUCGGAUACACGAGAAACAUGUAACGCCAGCACGACCUAUGGACCCAUCAAAGGCCUCAAACGUUUAAAUGUUUACAAAGAACAUGGCUAUUACUUUAGUUUUGAAGGCAUUCCAUAUGCCAAACCGCCGCUAAAUGAAUUGAGAUUUUGUGCUCCACAACCACCCGAACCAUGGCACGAUGUGCUCGAUUGCACAAAAUGUAAAUCGAAACCUGUGCAAUAUAAUUUCAUAGCCAAGUGGGUUGAGGGUUCGGAGGAUUGUUUGUAUGUAAAUGUCUAUUGUAAAAAGCUGCAAAGUGAUAAGCCACUACCGGUUAUGGUUUGGAUUUAUGGUGGUGGCUAUCAAGUUGGAGAAGCUUCAAGAGAUGUGUACUCUCCUGAUUAUUUUAUGCAGAAGGAUGUCAUUGUGGUCACCUUCAACUACAGAUUAGGUGUCUUAGGUUUCCUGUGUUUAGAUGACCCAGAUUUAAAUGUACCCGGUAAUGCUGGUUUAAAGGAUCAAGUUAUGGCCCUAAAAUGGGUCAAACAAAAUAUCCACAAUUUCAAUGGUGAUCCCAAUAAUAUCACAGUUUUUGGUGAAAGUGCCGGUGGUGCGUCGACCCAAUUUAUGAUGAUGACACCCCAGACGAAGGGUCUCUUUCACAAAGCCAUAAUCCAAUCCGGUUCCAUAUUAUGUCCUUGGUCAUUUACCGACCGUCAUGAUUGGGGUUACAAAUUUGCCUGUUACAUGGGAUAUAAGGGUGAGAAUAAUGAUCGACAGGUUUACGAAUAUUUAUCACAGACAAAUGCAAAGAUGUUGGCAUUUAAAGAUUUAGAUAUGAUGACAAAAGAAGAUAUUUGGAAUAAUUUAAUUGUUCUCAUUCGUCCAGUUGUUGAGCCAUAUCGAACUGAAGAAUGUGUGGUUGAUAAGCCUCUAAAGGAAUUCUUAGCCACCGGCUGGGGUAAUGAAAUACCGUUGAUGAUUGGGGGCAACUCAUUUGAGGGUUUAUUACAUUUUGCCACUGUACACAAAUAUCCAUUUUUAAUUAACGAUUUAACAGAUUUCCAAAAUUUAAUACCAGAUGAUGUAAAAUCAUCAUCGAAUUUAAGCACAGAAACCAAAGAAAAGGCUUUAAAAUUAAAGGAAGUAUACUUUAGAGGAGCUCAACCUAAUUUUGCUGAAAAUUUCUUUCAGUAUUUAAAUCUUCUGGGUCACAGAUCAUUUUGGCAUGGCAUCUUGAGAACAUUGCGCGGACGUAAGAAGUAUGCCAGCAAGGUUCCAACCUAUUGUUAUUAUUUUGAUGUUGAUUCAGAAUCCUUUAAUCAAUUCCGUUAUGCCACCUGUGGCCCCUCCAUACGUGGCACAGCUCAUGCCGAUGAUUUGUCUUAUUUAUUCUACGGAGCAAUAACUGAGAAAAUUAACACCAAUAGCCGAGAAUAUAAAACCAUUGAGCGUAUGAUUGGUAUGUGGUAUAAUUUUGCAUUGUCAUCAAAUCCAAAUUGCAAGGAAAUCGAAUCAGCAAAAUGGGAGGCGAUAAGUGCUGAGGAAGAAACAAUUAAAUGUUUGGCUAUUAGCGAUGAUGUUGAAUUCAAGGAAUUGCCUAUUUAUAAUAAACUUAUUGUUUGGGAUCAAUUUUAUAAAGAGGGGGAAUUAAUUUAA
Molecule: messenger RNA, 1669 nt
Organism: Musca vetustissima
Lineage: Eukaryota; Metazoa; Arthropoda; Insecta; Diptera; Muscidae
Product: esterase B1-like
Exons: 3
Coding region: 347-1669 (440 amino acids)
Source: RefSeq, a predicted model, not a curated record